Messenger RNA from Macrosiphum euphorbiae (potato aphid), 588 nucleotides. Lineage: Eukaryota; Metazoa; Arthropoda; Insecta; Hemiptera; Aphididae. The record is from the annotation of a GenBank genome assembly.
AUGACCGUGACCACGAUUAUAGAUAAACGAUUAUUUAUAAAUAAAACUAUGCGGUAUGAUUACAACUGCCUACUGGUUUUGUUGCACUGCCUAAACCAUCGUUUAGAACUGGCAGUUCAUGACUCAAUAAAAGACAUAGGUGCUUUAAACCACUUUAAAUCUUUCAUUGAUUCUUUAUACGUCUUAUACAACGCUUCUCCUAAGAAUCAAAAUGAACUCAGAAAUGUGUGUAAUGAAUUAGAUAUUUUAUUUUUGAAACUGGGUAGAGUUCUUGAUGUCCGUUGGGUGGCCAGUAGCUGGAGGGCCAUUAAUGCUGUAUGGAAAACAUUUCCAGCUUUGUGUGAUCAUUUUUGUAAUGCUGCAAAUGAUUCAACUAAAGAUUCUAAAACUAGAAACAAAUAUCUUGGCCUAAAAAAAAGAUUGGCAAGUCCAGAAUUUGUAUCAGACCUGGGUUUGAUGUGUGAUUGUCUACAAGAACUAUCUAUACUAUCUAAUCAAUUACAAGAACGUACAACUACACUUAUUCAAGGCCAAAAGCACAUUAAAAGAACGAUAAGGAUUAUAGAAUCAUUUAAAGUUACUCCGUGA